AUGUCUCUGGAAAACCUAGAUGAACUGCAAUGGCGGUCGCCCGAAUGGGUCAAUACGUUUGGGCUCCGCACAGACAACGUGCUGGAGUAUUUUUCGCAGUCGCCGUUCUUCGACAGAACCUCCAACAACCAGGUCCUCAAGAUGCAGAACCAGUUCACAGAUACAAACUACUACAACAAACCAUACGACCAGCUGCUGCAGGACCUGCGCAAAAUGAAAGGCGUCGAGUUUGUCAUUGCGAUGGUCCGCGAGCCGGACUUCUGGAUCAUCCGCAAACAAAACAGACUCUCGGAGAACGAGACCGUCACCAUCUCCGACUACUACAUAAUAGGCUCGAGCGUGUACAUGGCUCCCAUCACGCACUCAGUUCUGUCGAGCCGGUUCCUUGCGAGUGUGCUGAGCCUCAGAAACGCAAGCAGCCAGUUGCAGGAUCUGCCCGCGUUCUCGCCGUCAAACGGCCACCAGUACCUGCUCCAGACUUCCGACUCGAGCGCCCAACAUCCGUACACCGACAGUGCAGCACAGAUACCCGACACGUCUGCGAACGCGUUCAGCAACCUGCUGAACCUUUCGCUGCAGAACAACGCGAUUGAGCUGGACUCGAUGCCGUCGACGGGGAUCAGCGAGGCGUCUGUGCGGAUGGAAAAAACAGAGAGCACAUAA
This is a messenger RNA of Ogataea angusta, 663 nucleotides long. RefSeq lists its product as uncharacterized. Gene Ontology annotation, biological process: regulation of transcription by RNA polymerase II. Lineage: Eukaryota; Fungi; Ascomycota; Pichiomycetes; Pichiales; Pichiaceae. Gene Ontology annotation, molecular function: transcription coactivator activity. The coding region runs from base 1 to 663 and encodes 220 amino acids. The record is from RefSeq and is a predicted model, not a curated record. Gene Ontology annotation, cellular component: core mediator complex; mediator complex. The transcript has a single exon.